AUAAUCAGUUUGAUUGUUUGGAUAGUUUUUACAACGACAACGAAAUUCAACCACCAAUCUCCUUCGCCCUUCUUUGUCCUUUUGCGACCAACGAUCACCGAUCUUCUCUCGCUCUCUCUCCCCUAUGUCUCAUGACCACCAUCCUCCGCAUUGAAGAUUGAAAGCCCAAUCAGAGUUUAGAACAAAACAAAGUAUAACAGAGUUUUCAAACUGUGAACUUUUCUAUCAUUGAAUUGUUAUUGCUUACUGCCUAUAAACACUUCAGCACUCUUUCUAAAGUUCUAUGUGUGGGUGUUGAUUUUUGACCACACAACCAAAUAGGGAACUCAGCUGGAGAGCACCGGCAGAAUAGAUUAAGCGCGAACAACCUGCCACAGAAAGAUAAGAAUACCGUGGUGGUUCUUCCACCUGAGGGCACUUUGACGAUCACGUCAGUAAUCAAAUAUCUCUCAAAGAUAGCUAAAUGUACUUAAACUCACAAAAGGGGACUUACCUUUGACCCUCGAGGGUGCCAUGUUUUUAUAGCCAUUAGUGCCUAACUCCUCUAGAAGUCUUACUUCAUGGGAUUCUGGCACAUAAUGCUUCUCUUGGAUUCCUAGCUAGACAGGGAUAAACUCCCUAAGAGCUUUAUCCUUAUCUAGAUUAGAGCCCUCUUUCGUCUAAGAUUCUUUCCCCCUAUCUAUUUAUCUCGGAUUUUGGUAUCUCCGCAGAUAAUCUCGGUCUAGCUGAGAUCAUCUCGAUAGUUCGACCGAGCCACAUGGCACGUCGGUUGACACUUCAGCAUUAUCUUAGCCAUGUGCUGUCAUUCACAAAAUACGUCCCCACAUCUAUCCCCUAGGUUCUAUUACCUCGGUAACUUGAGGUAAUGGAACCUACAUCGUUUGUCCACGUAGCAUGUCACAGAAAUUCAUUCUUCUUUUCGAUCGAGAUCAUCUCGUCGGCUUCAUAAAUUUAGGAUUUAGUUGUCCAUCCUCCCAAGGAUCAAGAACCAAGAACUUAAUUCUUUAAACAUCUCAACUGAGAUCGUUCCUCCAGCCAAAGUUACAGCCUCAUUAUCUUAAGAAUUUCAAGAGUUCUAACUGUGCAUAAGCUGUCAUGCAGAGUCCGCUCAACUGUUUCCUCCACAUGUCCCUUUUCUUGUUGGUUCGUACGUGACACGCGCUAUUAGGGUGAGUCAUUGCUGCCACACUACCUGGUAGGCACGUCGUCCAAGGCAUUUCCAUUAUGGUUUGUAGCCUUUUCGUAUUUUUGACAAAAACUCUUUCUCUCUCUCUCUCUCUCUGCCUCUUCACUCUUGCAAAAUUGAUUUCUCUCUAUGCUCAAUUUUUCUCUCUCUAAACUUUCCUUCUUGAACCAUCAUUUUUCAAGCUCUCAAGCUCUGUAACUGCUCCGUCCAUUACUUCUAGCAAAGUAUUCAUUGGUCUGUUCCAGUGAUUGUCAUCGCUUGAUUCUGGUGAUCAUUACUUCGGCAUCAUUUCCUCGCCUAUAUUCGGUGAGUUCCUAGUUUCUUUCUCUUUAAUUUCAGUCUUCAUUGUUUUCUCAAUAUGUUCUUUUGCCACAUGUUGUCAUCGCAUCUAUCGCUAUUUUGAAUAUGUUUUCAUAGCUAUUCCUUGAUUUCGGUGAUCAUUUUUAUUCUGCAAAUCAAUAUGUGUUCUUUAAUCUGUUCUAUGUUUUGUUACCGUCCAUUGUCUUGUCUUGUGAUUUUCACACACUUGCACACAUCUAUUCAUUGUCUGUGAAUUCGUAUCUUUCCUCAUUUCUUGACAAUUGCUUUCUUGAUUUUGAAUCGCAUUCCUUUUUUGGUCUUCUUGUUUUGUUUCUCAAAUUCUUGCUUCUUGUUUCUGUAGUUCUAGGUCCUAAAAACCAAACACUUAGGAAAAACUGAAACAAAUUCUCCUAAAUCUUCAAAACCCUAGACCCAGUGCCUGUUUGGGGUUUGGCCGAGGUCUUCAAUCCUAUACCAAGUAUUUUUUCCAAAACCUUGUACCCACUUCAUCAAGCCAACAUCAUGGGAAUGUUUAGGUAGAGGGUAGACACCCCUGCCAAACUAGAGAACUUCAGGUAAGAGUUCUCCAUUCCAACUGACAUUCAGAUCAGGUUGGCUAGAGAGGAGGACUCUAUUAAGCCUGUUAAGGAUUCCAUGCCAUUCCUUGUUAUGGCAUUCAUCGAGUGCGGACUUCAACUUCCCCUAGACAUCCUCUUUAGGGAAAUCCUUCACUACUACAAGCUUAACCCUAUGCAACUAGCCAUCAACUCCUAUAGGGUUAUUAAUGGCAUCAUUGAGUUGGCACACUGAGAGAAGGCUAGGAUAACACUUGCCGACAUCCAAUUCUAUUACACCAUGUGUGACCUUAAGUCUAAAAAAGGCUACAUAUAUUACCUCAAGCCCAGAUCAACUGCCUACAAAAUCAUAGCCGACCUUCCAGAUUCAAACAAGAGUGCCGGAGAUGAUUACUUGAUCGUCUCGACAACUGGGAGUUUGCGCCUGAUGACGAUCUUCAUCUCUUCCCUUUGCGCCAAGCAGUAUUUAAAGAGGGUGAUGGUAAGAACUGAGUCAUCCUAUAGUCAUAUUUCUGCUAAGACUUGCUAGUUCAUUUAUCUGUACUAAUGCCUUCUUUUUGUUUCUCUUUUGCAGUUCUUCCUCAGCCAGCCAAGGACUUCUGUCAAACUUUUUCCCCAGCAAGGAUUUGAAAAGGUUAUUGGGUUUGCCACUUGAGAAGUGCACAGCCCUGCUGCUACUUAAUUACGUACCAACUUACAAGUUCGCUCUACCCGACGUUCCCCCUCGAAGCAAGACUCCUUUCUCUGCAACAACUCCAUCAAUUGUUUUAUUACCAAGGCAAGACCAGGCCUCUUAUUCUGAUCCAUUGGAACUACCAUCCACCUAUGCUCCUCAGUUUAUCCCACUAUCUCAGCACCAACGCCAACGCCGUGCCCUAGGGAACCCGCCAGCCGGUAGAACUAGGAGCCGCCGACGCCGAGAUUUAAAGGCAUCGGCGUACAAUCUAGUAAACCCUUCUACUGCCUUACCAGUAAUACACUUCGGUACCAAGGUCACCGUCGCUAUUACCGCCGACAAAAUAGGUCGUGCGAAGAUUGUUCCCAACGACCUUCUUGCCGACAUCCCUGGUGUGGUCGCAGUCCAAUCCCCUCUCCUUUCCAACCUCAAUCCAAGCCCAAAGUCAAAAGGGUAAAAAGGGCUAAAGCCAAAGCCACUGUCACAGAGGUCGAGUUUGAAGACACUGUGCCGAUCUCGAAGUUGGCUAAGAUCGAGGAAAAAUCAUCAGCCAUCAGGAAGAGGCCCACCGAGGUUGAUCUAUUCGACAAAUCGCAAUCCAAGAAGCCAAGGUCUGAAGAAGCAACACAGCCCGGUGUGUUCCACACCAACAAACCUUGGACGCUGAUGUUUAUGGUCGGAGACCGACCUUUGUUGGCUGGGGACAGUGCCCUAGACGAUGUGUAAAUCGGUGCUGCUAUUUCCACUACUAUCCUUCUGUCGGCCGACAUCAAUUGAAUGGCCGAGCUCACUAAGUAUGAGAACUAUGCCUUGAUGAUGCAACAUUGUGUUCUGGCCAUCCAGCCAGGUUACUCCUUUGCAGUGAAGACCAAGGCAUUCAAAAAAGGGUUGACCGACAAGACGAAUGAGGCAGCCAAGCUCCUUGCUACACUGAACCAGGCCGAAGGUCGCAUCUGAAGCUUACUAGAUCAGAACAAGGCUGCCCAACUGGCAAAAAGCAAUGCCAAGGAUCGUGCUGAGGCCGCUGAAAAUAUCGUCGUGGUUGUUUAGGCCUAGGCAAAAGAGGCAAAUGAAAAGGAGGCCGAGGCCCUGACCAAACUCCGAACAGUGCUCGCUAUAAAAAAGGCCAAGCUCAAAGACUGCUGAUGAAAAGGCUUAUGCAAAAGGGGUAGUUAACGUCCGUGACGCCUACAUGAAGCAGGUCAACCAUGCCUGUAAUAAGGUUUACAUCAUUGGUUGGAUGGCUGCGUUGAAGGAGUUGGCUAUCCCCGACGACUCGCCUCUUACCGACGCUAGCCGACUUGCUCUUCCAUUCCCGUCAACUCCAAGCCAAUCUGAAGAUGAAACUGAGGAAGAAGAAGGAGCCGAAGUCGAUAAGGCUCAGGGUGUAGUUGCCGAGGUUGAGGAUGAAGCUCAAGUUGUUGGGGCUAAGUCCCCAACUCUAAAUGAGCAAGUCCUAGACUUGACUCAGGACGACAAUGACCAGGUUCCCAAGGCCGUUUCUGAAGCUGAAGUCAAAACUGCCGAAAAGAGCUUGGAUCAAACUCUUUUUGAAAUUGAUGCCAAGAAUGUGGUGGAGAAGGAAGCAAUACUGCCAAUUAAGGCCGACAUACCGCCAACAGCCAAGGUUGGGCAGUCCGAGAUCAAUGCCACUACUGCUAGUACUUAGGAUCUUCUCUUACUUUGAACCAUUUU
Molecule: messenger RNA, 4432 nt
Organism: Camellia sinensis
Lineage: Eukaryota; Viridiplantae; Streptophyta; Magnoliopsida; Ericales; Theaceae
Source: RefSeq, a predicted model, not a curated record